CAAAACAGCGGAGGCGAAGAAGUCCUCCUCGACGUCGCCGGCCAGGACGGCACCGAAGCCUUCGAGGACGUCGGCCACAGCGACGAAGCCCGCGAGAUCCUGGACGGUCUCUUCGUGGGGAACGUGAAGCGCAUGCCCGGUGACCCCGCCCCCCGCUCGCACGCCAACCCCUCCGCCGCCUCGGGCUCUUCCUCCGGCGACGCCGCCGGUCUGGGCGUCGGCCUCUACGCCUUCCUCGUCGUCGGCGGUCUGAUCGCCUACGGCGCCUACCAAUAUCUGCAGAAGGCUUCGCUUGCGUCUGAGCAGUAA
This is a messenger RNA of Aspergillus fijiensis CBS 313.89, 309 nucleotides long. RefSeq names its product cytochrome b5-like heme/steroid binding domain-containing protein. The annotation marks the transcript as partial. The transcript is spliced from 2 exons. The record is from RefSeq and is a predicted model, not a curated record. Lineage: Eukaryota; Fungi; Ascomycota; Eurotiomycetes; Eurotiales; Aspergillaceae. Gene Ontology annotation, biological process: sterol biosynthetic process. Gene Ontology annotation, molecular function: heme binding. Gene Ontology annotation, cellular component: intracellular membrane-bounded organelle; endoplasmic reticulum membrane.